Molecule: messenger RNA, 2867 nt
Organism: Rhincodon typus (whale shark)
Lineage: Eukaryota; Metazoa; Chordata; Chondrichthyes; Orectolobiformes; Rhincodontidae
Product: sodium channel protein type 2 subunit alpha-like
Exons: 2
Biological process (GO): membrane depolarization during action potential; sodium ion transmembrane transport; neuronal action potential
Cellular component (GO): plasma membrane; axon; voltage-gated sodium channel complex
Molecular function (GO): protein binding; voltage-gated sodium channel activity
Source: RefSeq, a predicted model, not a curated record
AACAAGAUUCAAGGAAUGGUGUUUGAUUUUGUAACUCAGCAAGCCUUUGAUAUCACCAUCAUGAUUCUCAUCUGCCUUAACAUGGUCACCAUGAUGGUGGAGACAGAUAAUCAAAGUAAAAAGAUGGAUGAUGUCUUACAUUGGAUCAACGUGGUUUUCAUUGUCCUUUUCACAAGCGAGUGUGUGCUCAAACUUAUUGCACUCCGCUAUUAUUACUUUACAAUAGGCUGGAAUACUUUUGACUUUGUGGUGGUCAUUCUUUCUAUUGUAGGCAUGUUCUUAGCUGAAAUCAUUGAAAAAUACUUUGUGUCACCAACGUUAUUUAGAGUUAUCCGACUUGCCAGAAUUGGUCGCAUCCUGCGUUUAAUCAAGGGUGCUAAGGGAAUCCGUACACUACUGUUUGCAUUGAUGAUGUCCCUUCCUGCUUUGUUCAACAUUGGUCUGUUAUUGUUCUUAGUCAUGUUCAUUUAUGCCAUUUUUGGGAUGUCUAAUUUUGCUUAUGUGAAGAAGGAGUCGGGCAUUGAUGACAUGUUCAACUUUGAAACUUUUGGGAACAGCAUGAUCUGCCUGUUUCAGAUCACUACAUCUGCUGGCUGGGAUGGGUUACUGGCUCCGAUUUUAAAUAGUGGGCCACCAGACUGUGACCCAACAAAAGAUAACCCAGGCAGCCCUAUAAAGGGAGAUUGUGGUAAUCCAUCAGUAGCAAUUUUAUUCUUUGUCAGUUACAUCAUAAUAUCUUUCUUGAUUGUCAUAAAUAUGUAUAUUGCUAUUAUCCUGGAGAAUUUCAGUGUUGCUACUGAGGAAAGUGCUGAACCACUGAGUGAGGAUGACUUUGAAAUGUUUUAUGAAGUAUGGGAAAAAUUUGAUUCAGAUGCAACUCAAUUUAUGGAGUAUAGUAGAUUGCAUGAUUUUGCAGAUGCCUUGGAACCACCUCUUCGUGUUGCAAAACCCAACAGAAUACAACUUAUAGCUAUGGAUUUGCCCAUGGUUAGUGGAGAUAGAAUUCACUGUCUUGAUAUUUUGUUUGCAUUUACAAAACGUGUGCUUGGUGAGGGUGGAGAAAUGGAUGCUCUUCGACAACAGAUGGAAGAACGCUUUAUGGCAUCCAAUCCUUCCAAGAUAUCCUAUGAGCCAAUUACAACCACUUUGCGACGUAAACAGGAACAUGUUUCUGCAACUAUAAUUCAGAGAGCUUUCAGACGAUACCUGAUUAGGCGAACAUUGAAACAAGCCUCUUUCAUGUUCAAAGAAAAAGGUAAAACAAGUGAGCUACUACCUGGCAAAGAAGAAAUGGUAAUAGAUAAGUUUAAUGAAAUUUCCACUACAGACAAAACUGAUAUGACUCCUUCUACCACAUCUCCACCAUCCUAUGACAGUGUAACAAAACCAGAGAAAACAAGAGAGGAGAAAGAAAAAGAAGAUAGAGGCAAAGAUGUAAGGGAGUAUAAAAAGUAAAAUGCAAACAAAUAAAAAAAAUAUACUUAUAUGACAUUGUUUACAGCCUUUUAAGUGUGACCCAACUGUAUGAACAAGAUUCCAUUUGGAGAUUUAUGCCAAACUGACAAUUAAUACAUAUAAGGUCAGUGCCUAAAAAGGCAGUGAUCUGCAUCAGGAGACUGUGACUCUGUACAGCAGGGGGAGUCAGCAACCUAGAUAGGAGGUUACUGUUUCCACUACCAAUUGACACUGCUGAAGAGGAAAGUCAAAAUGGCUACUAAGACUGUAGGGACGAGACAAAGGGACCAGAAAAUUUUACAUGUAUGUGUGCCGUUAAAUGUCAAACAAUAGUAUCUUUUAUCCCUGUAUUUUGCAUUCCAGUUGCCACAGUUCCACAAUUUAUACCAGGCCCAUAACAAUUCACAUUAUUUUAUAAUUCAUAAGUAUAGUAUAUGUGACUAUUUUUCUAAAUGGGAAUGGGGCUUUAUGUUUUUGGGAAGGGGUUUCAAGCAGUACUUCUAAGUUAAGAGGUUCACCCCACAACUUUAGGAAAAUGUGUUAAACAUGUACAAAAAUGUUUUGCAUGGAAGCAUGCCACACUCAUUCAUUGUGCAUGAGAAUCCAUUAACUCAUAAAAUAAACAAGAUUUUUUUCUAUCUAGUGUUUCAGGGUGGCCCUGAUGUCAAGGUGCUUUACUAAAUGUGUUGUGCUCUAUUUGAACAGUUCUAAUAUGUGCCUGUUAGUUAAUUAUAACCCCUAAACUGAGAGUUAAUGGGUAUUUUUAUGUGGAACAUUUACAGACAACUCUCAGCUGCAAUUUUAGUGCAAGUUCUGGACACAAUCACUAUUUGUUCCUUUUAUACUGCCAUGGGUGAAUAUAAUCAAAGAAAUCCAGAGGGAUCUGCCCAACAAAUCUGAAUUGACCAGAAUUGAACUUUACUGAAAAUUGCUGUGCUUUAUCCUGCAGUAUUGUUUAGCCAUCUUCAGCUCUCAGCAGGAUUGAUAUUAAACAUGACAAAUAAAUCCCUCUGUUGUGUAAAUAAUUGUUUCACACUGUGGUGCAUAUUUGAGCAAAAUGCAACGAAGACUGGGCAAUCUUUGCAUCAAAUAUGCACCACACUAAGUCUAGUUUGCAAGUUAUGCCAGGUAAUAUGAUGUAUUCUGUAUCAUUAUACAUAGUUCCAAUGCUGUCACUGGUGCAUGUUUAUAUUGCCUUUGCUGCUGUACACUGUUCCUUCCACUGUCCAGAAGUGUUUGAUAAAUGGGAAGUAAUAAGCCAGUGGUAAACUGAGAAAUUGCUCAAUAUGACCUCACUCCUCCUAGUUUGCAGCUAAGAAGCUUUUCUUUCCAUUUGAAUUUUCUGAUUAACAUGGAUAAUGUUAUGUUGUAAGAUCAGACUUCACAGGAUAUCUUGCAAAUUGCUUGAAAUG